Coregonus sp. 'balchen' is the source of this 3138-nucleotide messenger RNA. Lineage: Eukaryota; Metazoa; Chordata; Actinopteri; Salmoniformes; Salmonidae. The record is from the annotation of a GenBank genome assembly.
AUGAUGUAAAUUAAAACCAUAUAAUUCCCUGUCUUCUUGGCUGCUUCAUUGGUUCUGUCUAUUACUAACACACUCUGAUUGCUUGGCACAGAAAAUACUAGCUUUCCUACUGUAAGCAUUUGUAACAGGGCUGGGGUCAAUUCGAAUUGAAGGCAAAUUAGAAUUUCAAAUUUUAAAAAAGGAAAAACUUUGGGAAUAAAUAGCUUCUACUCCUCAGUUUAUUGAAAAAUCCUUGAAAAUAGAAUUGUUAUUUAAGACCCCAGUCCUGAUUUGUACUGUUAUCCCACUGGCUAUAAGGUGAAUGCACCAAUUUGUAAGUCGCUCUGGAUAAGAGCGUCUGCUAAAUGACGUAAAUGUAAAUGUAAAUGUAUGUCAUGUAACUCCUCAGUCUCCUUCUCUGUCUUCCUCAGAUCAUGGCUGACUUUGACAUGGUUCUGAAUUGCUGGGGGCCAGUGGAGGCUGACUACAAAACACACGGAGGACUGGUUCUGAGCCGGUCAGUGGACAAUAUUGGACUGUACUUAGCUCUGGUCCAGGGCGUUACGUUUUGCUUGCUGUUGCUGAGACACAACUGCAAAAUGCAGGGAACGCUAUGGACCGGAGCCAGACUUCACUGAGUUGGCUAAGAGAUGGACUGGAGAAUGGUUCUGGCCAUAAACUGCUAGACUGCAGACUGUUGUGUUGAAUGUAAUGCUAAGAAAUACACUACUGGUCAAAGGUUUUAGAAGGGUUUUUCUUAAUUUUUUACUAUUUUCUACAUUGUAGAAUAAUAGUGAAGACAUCACAACUAUGUAGCUCAGCUGCUAGAGUACGGCGCUUGUAACGCCAAGGUAGUGGGUUCGAUCCCCGGGACCACCCAUACACAAAAAUGUAUGCACGCAUGACUGUAAGUCGCUUUGGAUAAAAGCGUCUGCUAAAUGGCAUAUUUAUUUAUUUAUUUAUUUUAAAUAACACAUAUGGAAUCAUGUAGUAACCAAAAAAGUGUUCAACAAAUCAAAAUAUAUUUGAGAUUUCAGAUUCUUCAAAUAGCCACCCUUUGCCUUGAUGACAGCUUUGCACACUCUUGGCAUUCUCUCAUCCAGCUUCACCUGGAAUGCUUUUCCAACAGUCUUGAAGGAGUUCCCACAUAUACUGAGCACUUGUUGGCUGCUUUUCCUUCACUCUGCGGUCCGACUCAUCCCAAACCAUCUCAAUUUGGUUGAGGUCGGGGGAUUGUGGAGGCCAGGUCAUCUGAUGCAGCACUCCAUCACUUUCCUUCUUGGUAAAAUAGCCCUUGCACAGCCUGGAGGUGUGUUGGGUCAUUGUCCUGUUGAAAAACAAAUGAUAGUCCCACUAAUCCCAAACCAGAUGGGAUGGCGUAUCGCUGCAGAAUGCUGUGGUAGCCAUGCUGGUUAAGUGUGCCUUGAAUUCGAAAUAAAUCACGGACAGUGUCACCAGCAAAGCACCUCCACACCAUAACACCUCCUCCUCCAUGCUUUACGGUGGGAAAUACACAUGCAGAGAUCAUCUGUUCACCCACACCACGUCUCACAAAGACACGGCGGUUGGAACCAAAAAUCUCAAAAUUGUACUCCAGACCAAAGGACAAAUUUCCACCAAAGUUCUUGAAAUGUUCCGUAUUGACUGACCUUUGUGUCUUAAAGUAAUGAUGGACUGUCAUUUCUCUUUGCUUAUUUGAGCUGUUCUUGCCAUAAUAUGGACUUGGUCUUUUACCAAAUAGGGCUAUCUUCUGUAUACCCCCCCCCCCCCACCUUGUCACAACACAACGGAUUAACAACACAACACAACAAAUUAACUUUUAAGAAGGGACACCUGUUACAUUGAAAUGCAUUCCAGGUGACUACCUCAUGAAGCUGGUUGAGAGAAUGCCAAGAGUGUGCAAAGCUGUCAUCAAGGCAAAGGGUGGCUAUUUGAAGAAUCUCAAAUAUAAAAUACAUUUUGAUUUGUUGAACACUUUUUUGGUUACUACAUGUUUCCAUAUGUGUUAUUUCAUAGUUGUGAUGUCUUCACUAUUAUUCUACAAUGUAGCAAAUAGUAAAAAUAAAGAAAAACUCUUGAAUGAGUAGGUGUUGUAAAACUUUUGACCGGUAGUGUAGGUUAAUGCUAUAUCUACACAUUGGCAAUCAGGAAUGAUUUAAAAUGUUCUGUACUGUAGAGGCUCACAGAACUCUCCUUACAAAUCUCUCUCUUUCCCUCUCUGUCUCUCCUUGCCUCUAGUCUGUUCACAGAGCACCCAGACACCCUGACGUUGUUCCCUAAGUUCGCAGGCAUCGCAGCGGGGGACCUGUCCGGGAACGCGGCGGUAGCUGCCCACGGGGCCACCGUGCUUAAGAAGCUGGGAGAGCUGCUGAAGGCUAAAGGUGACCACGCUGCCAUCCUCAAACCCCUGGCAACCACCCACGCCAAGCAGCACAAGAUCGCCCUCAACAACUUCAAGGUGAGGGUGGAUGAUUCCAGUCUCCCUCCCUUCUCUCUUUAUCUGAAUCUAGCAGUUUUUUCUCCUCUAUUCAUAAAUGUAAAUACAUUUAAUUGUUGCAUUCACUCCAGUUUUACCAUGACACUGUCAUUCUUAGUUUACUAAAAUGCUGAGUGAAAAAUAUCCUUCAUAAAGUGCUUUUAUUCAGUAUGAAAUUAAACAUUAUCAUCUCUCUUGCUUCUCACCAGCUCAUCACCGAGAUCAUCUGCAAGGUGAUGGGUGAGAAUGCAGGGCUGGACGGGGCAGGGCAGGAAGCGCUGAGGAAGGUGAUGGGCGUGGUCAUAGCUGACAUCGACGUCACCUACAAGGAGCUGGGCUUCGCUGGCUAAACGGUUUACCUCAAUGACCUACGACCCCCACGCCAGGGGUCACAAGAGGUCACACAGAAAGGACAACAACUGGAUACAUUUACUGGGAGCUUACACGUGAAGCAGAGUGGUUACUAGUUUAUAUACAGUACAUUCUAAGUGCUGGUUUGCUUGUGACUUUCUGAAAGUACAGGAGGUGUAUGGGGCAAAGCUUUUGUGAAAAUUCUGCAUUUCUCUCUGUACAGUAUAUUGUCUUAAUCUGCCAUUUCAAUGUAGUUUGCUUACUGAAUGGUAACUGUUUCUCAUUGCACUAAACCAAUAAACGUUCUAUCAGCUGCAAAUAAGUGCUUAAAA